UCACUAGAGAUGUUGGGGUCACAAUCGGGGACGGGGAAAACUUGAGGGUCGCUACAGGGACUUGGGCAUCACCAGGGAUAGCGGGGAUGUCACCAGGCAUGCGGGUGUCACAGCCUGGAAAAUUGGAGGAUGAGGAAAAGCAGUCCCCACCCCCAAAUCCCACCUCAGUCUCUGCAGGCUUGGACCUCUUCCCUCCUUCCCAGCUAUUUAGCAAAUCAGCGUCCAGCUUUUGAAUGCUUGCCCCUUUCCAUAGUUAAUUCCGAACUGCGGUAUCUUUCAUUUAUUUAAUUGCCACCAGUAUCAAGAGGUUUUGUCCUUCAAGUGUGAGGUUUUGGCCGCGCCGAAGCACCGUGGACCCUGCGGGUGGAGACAAUGGUUCCAGCUAGUCCGCGCUCUCUCACGCUCCAGGCAGCCUGCCUAUUGUGCGCCCGUGAUUGACAAGACCACGAGGCUGAGCGCUCUCGGGAUUUUUUUUCCCUUCUCUAUAAAUGGCUUAAACCCUCGGUCUAGACGACUCAUUCGGACAUUCGGGAGACAAUUGCUUUCUUGUUCUUUGCGGGUGAACCCUGGCUCCUGGGCUGACCUGGAAUUUAAGGAGCCCCUCCCUAAACUACUAGAAGAUAAGCCAGACCUGGGGCGGGUUGGGAGGCUGGGACAUCACUCCAGCUGGAGCUGACACCGGGUGCUGGACCGUCCGGGCGCGGCUUUUCUGUUUUCUGUGAUGGACUGCAGUAAUGGAUGCGCGGCGCCCUUUGCUGGAGAACGAGGAUCAGAAGUGGCUGAGACUUUUAGGGCCAAAGACCUUGUCAUUACACCAGCCACCGUCUUAAAGGAAAAGCCAGACCCCGACUCUCUGGUGUUUGGAGCUACGUUUACCGACCACAUGCUGACGGUGGAGUGGUCCUUGGCAUCUGGAUGGGAGAAACCUCACAUUAAGCCUUUUGAAAACUUGUCUAUACAUCCUGCUGCCUCAGUUUUACACUAUGGCGUGGAACUGUUUGAAGGCUUGAAGGCUUUUCGAGGAGUCGAUAACAAGAUCCGAUUGUUUCGGCCUGAACUCAACAUGAAGAGAAUGUGCCGAUCUGCUCUGCGGGCUACUUUGCCGGUGUUUGACCAGGAGGAGCUUCUAGAAUGCAUUCGGCAGCUGAUACAGAUAGACCAAGAGUGGGUCCCCUAUUCCACCUCUGCCAGUCUCUACAUCCGCCCCACAUUUAUCGGGACUGAGCAAUCUCUUGGAGUCAAGAAGCCAUCCAGAGCCCUGCUCUUUGUGAUCCUGAGCCCUGUGGGACCUUAUUUUUCUAGCGGAACCUUUAAUCCAGUGUCACUGUGGGCCAAUCCAAAGUAUGUCAGAGCCUGGCAAGGUGGAACUGGGGACUGCAAGAUCGGCGGCAAUUACGGUGCGUCCCUUUUGGCACAGUGCGAGGCAGCAGAGAAUGGCUGUCAGCAGGUCCUCUGGCUGUAUGGCAAGGAUGACCAGAUAACUGAAGUGGGCACGAUGAAUCUGUUCCUCUACUGGAUAAAUGAAGAUGGAGAAGAAGAGCUGGCGACACCUCCGCUAGAUGGCAUCAUUCUCCCAGGUGUGACGAGGCAGAGCAUCAUAGAGCUGGCACAACAGUGGGGUGAGUUUAAGGUGUGUGAGAGAUACCUCACCAUGGAUGACCUGACCGCUGCCCUGGAGGGGAACAGAGUGAAGGAGAUGUUUGGCUCAGGGACGGCCUGCAUUGUCUGCCCAGUUUCAGACAUUCUCUACAAGGGCCAGAUGCUGCACAUUCCAACAAUGGAGAACGGCCCCAAGCUUGCAAGCCGCAUCUUGGGAAAGCUGACUGAUAUCCAGUACGGAAGGGUGGAGAGCGACUGGACGACAGUGCUACCCUGAUGGAAACCCCAUCGGUCGGUGAUGUGCCACAGAAGACGGACCUCCCUCCGCCCUCAACCGUGACCGCCUCUUAGUAGUUUUGCAUAUUGUAGUUGCGGAGUUCAUGUUUUACCAAGUGGAGGUUUUUCCUUGAGCCACAGAAAAUUGCCAAUGCCAAAUGUCACCUGUAAACGUGGUAGUAGUAAUUGCUUCCUGUAGCAUUCUCUGGAAAGAUGAUGAUAAAUGCCUACCCUUGUUCUGCACAAGA
Messenger RNA from Peromyscus leucopus (white-footed mouse), 2123 nucleotides. RefSeq names its product branched chain amino acid transaminase 1 (gene Bcat1). Lineage: Eukaryota; Metazoa; Chordata; Mammalia; Rodentia; Cricetidae. Gene Ontology annotation, molecular function: branched-chain-amino-acid:2-oxoglutarate transaminase activity. The transcript is spliced from 11 exons. Gene Ontology annotation, biological process: L-leucine biosynthetic process; L-valine biosynthetic process. Bases 722 to 1876 code for a protein of 384 amino acids. Gene Ontology annotation, cellular component: mitochondrion. The record is from RefSeq and is a predicted model, not a curated record.